GCGCGCAGGCCGUCGGGACGUCGCGCCCAGCCGCGGCCUCGCGAGAGUUGCGAGUAAACAGCCCCGAAUGGAGAGCCGAGGAGUGUCCGCCGUGGAGGCGCCGUCACCCUGGGCCGGUCGGCCCCGAGCUUGAGGCGGCCCCAGCUCUGCUUGCUGUGGUCAGUUGGUCAACACUGUUGGACUUGGUUCUAUGAUGCAAAUGGAGAGCAGGACUCUGUAGUCUCGGCCCGAGUGAGAGAAGCCCCACGUCCAAAAUGGAGAAGAAGCGGAGAAAGAAAUGAAAGCCUCUGCGGCCACCAUGGAAGCCACGGGGCUUGACUUCCACACACCUCGGACAAGACUGCACGGUGGCUGAUCAGUAAUGUUGCAGUUUUUAGCAGAAACAGAAUUUCACUUCUAAUCAAGGAAGAAAGAAGUGCGACUUGGAUUUAUGAGAUUUCAUGACCAUAUUCACUAAUGACCAUGAAGCUCGUAAACAUCUGGCUACUUCUGCUGGUGAUUCUGCUCUGUGGGAAGAGACAUCUGGGUGACAGACUGGAAAAGAAGUCUUUGGAAAAGGCCCCCUGCCCUGGCUGUUCCCACCUGACUGUGAAGGUGGAGUUUUCCUCAACAGUUGUGGAAUAUGAAUACAUUGUGGCUUUCAAUGGAUACUUUACAGCCAAAGCUAGAAAUUCAUUUAUUUCAAGUGCUCUCAGGAGCAGUGAAAUAGACAAUUGGAGAAUUAUACCUCGAAACAAUCCAUCCAGUGACUACCCUAGUGACUUUGAGGUGAUUCAGAUAAAAGAAAAGCAGAAAGCGGGGCUGCUGACGCUCGAAGAUCAUCCACACAUCAAACGGGUCACACCGCAGCGCAAAGUCUUUCGUUCCCUGAAAUACACUGAAUCUGACCCGGUCUUGCCCUGCAAUGAAACCCGAUGGAGCCAGAAGUGGCAGUCAUCACGCCCCCUCGGAAGAGCCAGCCUCUCCCUGGGCUCUGGCUUCUGGCAUGCCACAGGAAGGCAUUCGAGUAGACGGCUGCUGAGAGCCAUUCCACGCCAGGUUGCCCAGACGCUGCAGGCAGACGUGCUGUGGCAGAUGGGAUACACAGGUGCUAAUGUCAGAGUUGCUGUUUUUGACACUGGGCUGAGUGAGAAGCAUCCCCACUUCAAGAAUGUGAGGGAGAGAACCAACUGGACCAAUGAGCGCACCCUGGAUGACGGGUUGGGCCACGGCACGUUUGUGGCAGGUGUGAUCGCCAGUAUGAGGGAAUGCCAAGGCUUUGCUCCAGACGCAGAGCUUCAUAUUUUCAGGGUCUUUACCAACAAUCAGGUAUCUUACACAUCUUGGUUUCUGGAUGCCUUCAACUAUGCCAUCUUAAAGAAGAUUGAUGUGCUGAACCUCAGCAUUGGUGGUCCUGACUUCAUGGAUCAUCCCUUUGUUGACAAGGUGUGGGAGUUAACAGCUAACAAUGUGAUCAUGGUUUCUGCCAUUGGCAAUGAUGGGCCCCUUUACGGCACUCUGAAUAAUCCUGCUGAUCAGAUGGAUGUGAUUGGAGUGGGUGGCAUUGACUUUGAAGAUAACAUCGCCCGCUUUUCUUCCAGGGGAAUGACCACCUGGGAGCUGCCAGGAGGCUACGGUCGUGUGAAACCCGAUGUUGUCACCUAUGGUGCUGGAGUGCGGGGUUCCGGUGUGAAAGGCGGGUGCCGGGCCCUCUCAGGGACCAGCGUGGCCUCUCCAGUAGUGGCGGGUGCUGUCACCUUAUUAGUGAGCACAGUACAGAAACGUGAGCUGGUGAAUCCUGCCAGCAUGAAGCAGGCCCUGAUAGCUUCGGCCCGGAGGCUUCCUGGGGUCAACAUGUUUGAGCAAGGCCAUGGCAAGCUGGACCUGCUCAGAGCCUAUCAGAUCCUCAACAGCUACAGACCACAGGCCAGUUUGAGCCCCAGCUACAUCGACCUGACCGAGUGUCCCUACAUGUGGCCAUACUGCUCGCAGCCCAUCUACUAUGGAGGCAUGCCCACCAUUGUUAACGUCACCAUCCUCAAUGGCAUGGGAGUCACUGGAAGAAUCGUGGAUAAGCCUGACUGGCAGCCCUAUUUGCCACAGAAUGGAGACAACAUUGAAGUCGCAUUCUCUUACUCCUCAGUCUUAUGGCCUUGGUCAGGCUACCUGGCCAUCUCCAUCUCUGUGACCAAGAAGGCAGCUUCCUGGGAAGGCAUCGCCCAGGGCCAUGUCAUGAUCACAGUGGCGUCCCCAGCAGAAAUGGAAUCAAAAAAUGGUGCAGAACAGACUUCAACAGUGAAACUCCCAGUGAAGGUGAAGAUAAUUCCUACCCCUCCUCGGAGCAAGAGAGUCCUCUGGGACCAGUACCACAACCUCCGCUACCCCCCUGGCUAUUUCCCCAGAGACAACUUAAGGAUGAAGAAUGACCCUCUGGACUGGAAUGGAGACCACAUCCACACCAACUUCAGGGACAUGUACCAGCACCUGAGAAGCAUGGGCUACUUUGUGGAGGUCCUGGGCUCUCCCUUCACGUGUUUUGAUGCCACUCAAUAUGGGACUUUGCUGAUGGUGGACAGUGAAGAAGAGUACUUUCCUGAGGAGAUCGCCAAGUUGAGGAGGGACGUGGACAAUGGCCUUUCACUGGUUGUCUUCAGUGACUGGUACAACACUUCUGUUAUGAGAAAAGUGAAGUUUUACGAUGAAAACACAAGGCAGUGGUGGAUGCCGGAUACUGGAGGAGCCAACAUCCCAGCUCUGAAUGAGCUGCUGUCUGUGUGGAAUAUGGGGUUCAGUGAUGGCCUGUAUGAAGGGGAGUUUGCCCUGGCAAAUCAUGACAUGUAUUACGCGUCAGGGUGCAGCAUUGCUCAGUUCCCAGAGGAUGGCGUCGUGAUAACACAGACUUUCAAGGACCAAGGAUUGGAGGUUUUAAAGCAAGAAACAGCGAUUGUUGAGAAUGUCCCCAUCUUGGGACUUUAUCAGAUUCCCGCGGAGGGCGGGGGCCGGGUCGUGCUGUAUGGAGACUCCAAUUGCUUGGACGACAGUCACCGACAGAAGGAUUGCUUCUGGCUUCUGGACGCGCUCCUGCAGUACACGUCCUACGGCGUGACACCCCCCAGCCUCAGUCACUCCGGGAACCGGCAGCGCCCUCCCCGUGGAGCAGGCUCAGCCACACCUGAGAGGAUGGAAGGAAACCAUCUGCACCGGUACUCCAAGGUUCUUGAGGCCCAUUUGGGAGACCCGAAACCGCGGCCUCUACCAGCCUGUCCACACUUGUCUUGGGCCAAGCCGCAGCCUUUGAACGAGACAGCACCCAGCAAUCUUUGGAAGCAUCAGAAGUUACUCUCCAUUGACCUGGACAAGGUGGCGUUACCCAACUUCCGAUCAAAUCGUCCACAAGUGCGACCCUUGUCCCCUGGAGAAAGUGGUGCCUGGGACAUUCCUGGAGGGAUCAUGCCUGGCCGCUACAACCAGGAAGUGGGCCAGACCAUUCCCGUGUUUGCCUUCCUGGGAGCCAUGGUGGUCCUGGCCUUCUUUGUGGUACAAAUCAACAAGGCCAAGAGCAGGCCGAAGCGGAGGAAGCCCAGGGUGAAGCGCCCUCAGCUCAUGCAGCAGGUCCACCCACCAAAGGCCCCAUCCGUGUGACUGUCAGACUGGCUGAGCCUGCAAGCCAAAGAGUCUUUGAGGAUGGCUCUGAUGGGCAGGAAGAGCCUUGGAGAGUUUGCGAAGAGGCUCCUCUUUGAGCAGUACCCAGUCUCCAGCUGCGGCUCAGUUAGAGUGUCUUGUUCACAGGCCCCCCUCCCGUGCCACACCCAGGCCUACUGGCACAACUUGACGCACCUUGCGCCCUGGGCCCCCGGCAAGAGGGACUCACCAGCAGCUGAGCACACCAAAGAUGGUGGAGAGCUCGGGAUAGCCACGGGGCUCCUGUUAAAUCAGUGAGACGAGCAACCAGGCUGAGCUGGUUAAAGGCUAUUUUCUAUAUUUAUUGUUGGGAAAGUCACUUUAAAGACUCAUGCUAUUUGGAAGCAAAGCUAUUUUUUUGGCAAUGGAAUGCAGUUUUUACUAUGACAUCAUGAGGAAUCACUCUCCUUCUGACUGAGAUUUGAAGGAGACAGCGCAGACCUUUGCUUUAUUUUUAUAAGCAUCAACUGCCAUCAUGUUUUGUAAUUUGGGGUCUUGAUUUCACCAUUGUCGGUGAAGAAAAUUUUCAAUAAAUAUGCAUUACCUGUAUGAGCUGGA
Sciurus carolinensis (gray squirrel) is the source of this 4218-nucleotide messenger RNA. RefSeq names its product membrane bound transcription factor peptidase, site 1 (gene Mbtps1). The record is from RefSeq and is a predicted model, not a curated record. NCBI's taxonomy places the organism in Eukaryota, Metazoa, Chordata, Mammalia, Rodentia, Sciuridae. Bases 457 to 3621 code for a protein of 1054 amino acids. Gene Ontology annotation, molecular function: serine-type endopeptidase activity. The transcript has 23 exons. Gene Ontology annotation, biological process: proteolysis. Gene Ontology annotation, cellular component: Golgi apparatus.